Setaria italica (foxtail millet) is the source of this 2601-nucleotide messenger RNA. RefSeq names its product probable protein transport Sec1a. The transcript has 22 exons. Gene Ontology annotation, biological process: intracellular protein transport; vesicle-mediated transport. Gene Ontology annotation, cellular component: secretory granule; plasma membrane. The record is from RefSeq and is a predicted model, not a curated record. Gene Ontology annotation, molecular function: syntaxin binding. Lineage: Eukaryota; Viridiplantae; Streptophyta; Magnoliopsida; Poales; Poaceae. Bases 581 to 2383 code for a protein of 600 amino acids.
CCCCUCUGGAGAAAAAAGUCGGAGCAGUUUCCUUCUUCCGGCGCGGCGGCGGCAGCCCCUGCCAGACUGCCAGUAAAUUUCCUUCCUCCGCGUUCACACUCCAUCAACGCGCGAGCAUUCCCUUCGCCCCAAUCGCCGAACGCGCAUCCCGAGUCCUCCCUGGUGUCCGGAUGCGGCCGCGAACCCAAACCCUACAGCGAGGCGUCGCCAGUGAACCGGCGGCCAUGUCGAUGGACUCGGAAAGCUCGUCGCAUAGCGGUGCCGACCACAGGAGCUUCCGCCAGAUCACCCGAGACCGUUUGCUAAUUGAAAUGCUGAGAUCGACUCGGAAGAGCUCAAAUUCAACAUGGAAGGUUCUUAUCAUGGACAAACUUACAGUCAAGAUAAUGUCAUUUUCAUGCAAGAUGGCAGAUAUCACAGAAGAAAGGGUUUCAUGAGAGGGAAGGAGAAGAUCUAGAUUCUUGACAAAGGAGAGGAGUGCAGGCUCACCACGGCCACCAAGAUCAAGCAAGGAACUGCGGAUAAAGGGAUGACUUGGUCUGCUUUUCGCAGGUGAUGGAGCGAAGAAAAGAGAGAUCAGAUGUGGUUUCAUGUGGUUGAGGACCUAUACAAACAAAGGCAGCCAUUGCCUUCAAUGGAUGCAAUUUACUUCAUGCAGCCUACUAAGGAAAACAUUCGUAUAUUCAUGUCCGACAUGUCGGGGAAAAAUCCAUUGUACAAGAAAGCUUAUGUGUUUUUCAGUUCUCCUAUACAGGGGGACUUGUUGGCUCAUAUAAAAAAAGAGUCAACUGUUCUGACACGCAUCAGUGCACUAAGUGAGAUGAACCUGGAAUACUUUGCUAUUGAUAGUCAGGGCUUUGUAACUGACCAUGACAAGGCCCUAGCAGAGUUGUUUACUGAGGAUGCGGAAUGCUCACACAAGUACAAUGCAUGUCUUAACACAAUGGGCACACGAAUUGCUACAGUGUUUGCAUCAAUGAGGGAAUUUCCUCGUGUGCACUACCGUGUGGCCAGGACAAUUGAUGCAUCUACCCUGACAACACUACGAGAUUUGGUCCCGACAAAGCUUGCUGCUUCUGUGUGGAAUUGCCUUGCCAGAUAUAAGUCAACAAUACCUGAAUUUCCACAAACAGAAACAUGUGAGCUACUCAUUGUAGACCGAUCGAUAGAUCAGAUUGCACCAAUUAUUCAUGAGUGGACCUAUGAUGCUAUGUGCCAUGAUCUACUGUGUAUGGAUGGCAACAAGUAUGUGCAAGAGGUUCCAAGUAAGAAUGAUUCAGCAAAUGAGCAAAAGGAGGUUUUGUUGGAGGACCAUGAUCCAGUAUGGCUUGAGCUUCGGCAUGCGCAUAUAGCUGAUGUUAAUGAAAGGUUGCAUGAAAAGAUGACCAAGUUUAUAUCAAAGAACGAAGCAGCUCAACUACAGCAGACGAGAUCUGGUGUAGAGUUAUCUACCAAACAGUUGCAGAAAAUGGUUCAAGCUCUUCCACAGUACAGUGAUGAAAUUGACAAGCUCACUCUUCAUGUUGAGGUUGCAGGAAAGCUCAAUAACAUAAUCAAAGAACAACAUCUUAAAGACGUUGGGCAGCUUGAGCAAGAUCUUGUGUUUGGUGAUGCUGGGACAAAAGAACUAAUCAAUUUCUUACGAACACGCUUGGAUGUAAAUCGUGAAAAUAAGUUGCGUUUGCUAAUGAUUUAUGCUUCAAUCAACCCAAAGAAGUUUGGAAGUGAGAAAGGUGCAAAGCUGAUGCAGCUUGCAGGAUUAUCUGCUGAUGACAUUAUUGCGGUAAAUAAUAUGCAUUGCUUACAUGGACCUGAUACUAAAAAGUCUUCAGUUGGCAGCUUUACAUUGAAAUUUGAUCUUCAUAAGGAAAAGCCUGGUAUCAGAAAGGAGCGGAUUGGGGAAGAGUCAACAUGGAUGCUAUCCCGAUUUUAUCCCAUCCUGGAGAACUUGAUCGAAAAACUUAGUAAGGGUGAGCUACCGAAAGAUGAGUACCACUGCAUGAAUGACCCUAGUCCUAGUUUCCGUGGAAUUCCAGGCAGCACAUCUGCUCAAACUAGCCCAGCUAAUCAGCCAGCUCAAUCAAUGAGAUCUAGGCGAAUAGGUGGCACAUGGGCUAGACAUCGGAACUCUGAUGAUGGUUAUUCAAGUGACUCUGUGCUGAAGCAUGCAUCAAGCGACUUCAGGAAGUUGGGCCAACGCUUAUUUAUCUUUGUGAUUGGGGGUGCUACUCGGUCUGAGUUACGUGCUGCCCACAAGUUGUCAGGCAAACUGAAGAGAGAAAUCAUCCUUGGCUCUUCUAGUCUUGAUGAUCCACUACAGUUCAUUACUAAAUUAAAGAUGUUCUCAAUUGAAGAACUAUCGCUGGAUGAUUUGCAAAUAUAACGAUACCAAAGGACUAUUGGCUGUGACAUCCUCUACUGUUAUACUCACUUAACCUUGUACCAAACCACAGGCUCACACAGGUGAGAGGGGCGUGAUAUUCAUUCGCUAGGGCAGACCUCCAUCAGUUGCUCACAAUCUUAUGUACAUACAUAACAGCAGCCCGCAACUGUAAUAUAUAUAUCUGGUAACUUCUAUAGAUUGGUUACAUCAGUAGAUGA